Schistocerca piceifrons (Central American locust) is the source of this 1377-nucleotide messenger RNA. RefSeq names its product solute carrier family 22 member 7-like. The record is from RefSeq and is a predicted model, not a curated record. Gene Ontology annotation, cellular component: membrane. Gene Ontology annotation, molecular function: transmembrane transporter activity. Gene Ontology annotation, biological process: transmembrane transport. NCBI's taxonomy places the organism in Eukaryota, Metazoa, Arthropoda, Insecta, Orthoptera, Acrididae. Bases 61 to 1377 code for a protein of 438 amino acids. The transcript is spliced from 8 exons.
UCACAAGCCGUCGCAGUCAGUCUGUGUGCGACUCCCUUGAACAGACGUCUCUUUGCAGGGAUGGGGAAAGACAUCGGCAACGGCGAACUGCAAACAUUGGAGGAGAGGACUGGAAUCCAUGAAUGCAGUACAAAAACAAAGGCUUCUCCAGCAUUCGAAGAGGUCCUGGACGCUAUUGGGUCCCGGGGGAAGUUCCAGACGAGGCUGAACAUCGUCUUCGUUUGCUUUGCCUCAUGCUUCGAUCUGAUGAGUGUCAACAUGUUCUACCUGGCUAUGCAGACUCCUGAUCACUGGUGCUACGUCCCUGGCAGGGAGCUUUCCAACCUUUCAGUUGAGCAGUGGAAGAACCUCACCAUACCGAGGGAAGGAGCCUCGUUCAGCAAGUGCCUGAUGUACAACCGGAGUGAUGUGACUGACUUCGGCGGCAGCAGGGAACCUGUGAAGUGCCAGCACGGUUGGGAGUAUGACGACACGUGGUUCUCCCUGACGGUGACGUCACAGAUGAACUGGGUCUGCGACAACCGGCAGGCCGUCAAUGACGUCUUCUUCUACUCACAGAUUAUUGGAGUGGCCCUGGGGUUACUGUUUGGCUACAUUGGCGACAUGUACGGCCGACGCCCCCAGCAGCUGCUGUGCCUGUCAGCCCACGUGCUCAGCAGACUGCUGGUCGUCCUCGCUCCACACGUGCUGCCCCUCUUCAUCCUGGCAGCAUCCCUCGUGUCAGCCGCAAAUGGGCCCAUGGUGGAAUCGGUCUUGUCUGUUGGCUUGGAGCUGACUGACAUCAAGCACCGCACUGCAAUCAACUGCUACGCAUCCUGCAGCAUGGCCGCUGGAGUGAUGCUUGCUGGUCUGGUGUCUUGGGCGCUGCCCAAUUGGAACUAUUCCCUCUCGUUUGCCGCCCUCAGUUGUUUUGCGCUGUUCUUCUUCUUCAGUUGGUUCCCCGAGUCUCCACGCUGGCUGGCGUGCAGGGGUCGCGAGCAGGAGGCGCUGGCCGUUGUGCGUCGCAUAGCAGCCACCAACGGCUCCACGGUGCCCCCGUUCGCCCUGCAGGUGAUCCAGACCGUGGGCAAGAGCAAGACAGACAGGAGGGGCUUCCUCGGCAUCUUCUCCAGCUUUAACCUCGUCAGGAACACAACACUCCUCAUCAUUGCCAGGUCAGUGCACCUGCUGGCUAUCUACUCACUGGUGAUAGCCGUGAGCCGACUGAGCGUGAACCCUUUCCUGGGGAUAGUGGCGCAGGGGGCGGCCAAGCUGCCUGCCCACUUCAUGGUGAACUACUUUGCGGCGAGGUUCGGUCGCCGUUGGCCCAGUGUAGGGAGUGCACUGUUGGCUGCACUGGCCAGUCUCCUCAUCUUCUGCUUGCUGACUGUGUAUUAG